AUGGAGCGGUUGGUGACGUUGAGGGCUUCCAACCCUGUCGUCCCGCUCGCCACCCAUUUGGAUAUUGUGGAGUGGGAAACAAAGCAGGAAGAGGAGGACGGCUCUUUAGAUUCACUGCUGUCUCCUUUGGAAGAGAAGGAGAAGGACGUGAGCUGCGGAGAUUAUUCCUGCCACUGCCAAGCGCCCAUCCUGAGGCUACGGAAAGCUUUGCAAGAGCGCGAUGAGGCCCUGACCAAGAGAUGCAGAAGAAGACGCAGUGUCAGGACGAGGUCGGGGAAGGCGAGGUCGGGGAAGGCGAGGUCAGCGAAGAGGUCCAGGUUUCAGACCGAGCCGUCUCGUCCUGCGUCAGACACAGAACAAGAGGAGAUACAGCAGGACCAAGUCGUGGGUUCAGGAGCCCAGACAGAGGAGGCCACGGCGCCCGGAUCUAGCAGCCAAACUCCCUUCCCGGGCUCUGCUCUGAGUGUGUUUAUAGAGGGGUUCAGGAAGAUCUGUGAAGGCCCCAGUCCAAACAGUAAGCUGAAGCAAAAUUGUGCCACGAAGCUCAAGAGGGUGCAGCAAUUUUUGAAGUUCAUGGCGAAGGAUGAGAAAUAUCCAUCCACUCUCACUUUCCUGGCAGACCUGGACAACAUGAGGAGAUGGUUUCAGACCCUUCAGCAGAACAAGGCCGUCGCCACGGUCAACCACUACACCUCGACUAUUGGUGCAUUUCUCCAAUACUCCGAGGAGACCCCUCCGCCUGGCUGCCGGCUGACCAAGAACCACUGGAAGGAGAUCAACCGGGCAAUGAAGGAGAUCAACAAGUCCGUGAAAGGAGCCACCUCCAACAAGGAAGGCAAGGGGGUGUCUACAAAGAGCCUGCUGGAGUGCCAGUCUCUUGCCAAGGACAAGAUCCCCCAAGUGCUGAAAACCUUGGAAGAAACAAUGACACAGAGGAACCAGAACCGGUUUUACGGAUUCCUGUGUGCCUAUUUCACCUCCAUGUACGGCCACAGCCCGGGCCUUUAUAGAAACAUGAUGGUGAAGGAGGUAGAGGAGGUCCAGCGUGGCCUGUCUGGGACCUGUCUGAUCAACGUGGGAAACGCAAAACAAAUGCAAACCAGGAUCCAGAUGUCGCUGACCAAAGAGGAGUACUCUUGGUUUUCAGACUUCCUGAAAUUCAAGCACUGCCUGCCAGGGGGAAAGAAAGCCCAGUACUUCUUUUUCAAUUCCACCAACACUGAGAUCAAGAACCUUCCCGUCUACCUGAGGGAGGCGUGGAAGGAGAUGGGCCUGCCUGGAAGCCCUUCCUUCACUGACCUGCGGACUUCCAUCUUCAGUCAUGUUAAAAACGUCCUCCCGAAUGCCGACGGGGAAACGUUGUCCGACCUCAUGUGCCGCGGCAGCCGGAUGGAAGCCAAACGUUACGCGAUGAAUGCUUCCCAAGCCGGUGAAACCAGCGCCUUCCUUGAGGCGGCGUUGAAGAGAGAAGAUACCGCACCACGGGCGCGGCAGAGAACCAGCCAUCCACCUCCAGAAAGAGGAAGACGAGAGAGCACGUCUCCGAGCGGAGCACCACCCCUGAAGAGACCGAGGUACAGUACAAGGAGUCUGGCACGUCCCCGGGGAGGAGGAGCAGGAACGGACGGCCAGACAGACUCUAGGAACAUAAGAUAUUCAGAGACAACGCAUUAG
Oncorhynchus masou masou (cherry salmon) is the source of this 1674-nucleotide messenger RNA. RefSeq lists its product as uncharacterized. The transcript has 7 exons. The coding region runs from base 1 to 1674 and encodes 557 amino acids. NCBI's taxonomy places the organism in Eukaryota, Metazoa, Chordata, Actinopteri, Salmoniformes, Salmonidae. The record is from RefSeq and is a predicted model, not a curated record.